This is a messenger RNA of Rhinolophus ferrumequinum (greater horseshoe bat), 1932 nucleotides long. It is a transcript of the gene ARSF, whose product is annotated as arylsulfatase F. The record is from RefSeq and is a predicted model, not a curated record. The transcript has 11 exons. Gene Ontology annotation, molecular function: arylsulfatase activity. The coding region runs from base 175 to 1932 and encodes 585 amino acids. NCBI's taxonomy places the organism in Eukaryota, Metazoa, Chordata, Mammalia, Chiroptera, Rhinolophidae.
GCUGGUGAUAGCAGCCUACUGUUUGGUUGGAGAUCCUAGGUGGCUUCCAAAAGAUUCAAAAGCUCCUGAGGACAGCCUUUCAAUUUCGUCCUAGACAUCGGACAGACGACACCACCGACACACUGACCUUAUAUCUUUGACCAAAGUAAAGAGGAAGCUACUCGGGGUGACGGAAUGAAACUCAGGAGCCGGCUGGUCUCCCUGUCUUGGAUGUGGUUCCUUCUAAGCGUCUGCCAAGCGCAAAGGGCCACUGAUGACAAGCCUAAUAUUGUCCUUAUAAUGGCGGAUGACCUUGGCAUUGGAGACCUGGGUUGCUAUGGCAAUGAUACCAUAAGGACUCCAAAUAUUGACCGCUUGGCUGCAGAAGGUGUCAAGCUGAGCCAGCACAUUUCGGCAGCCUCCCUGUGUACCCCAAGCAGGACUGCAUUCCUCACCGGCAGAUACCCCAUCCGUUCAGGAAUGGUUUCUGAUGAAAAUACUCGUGUCAUCCAUAGCCUCAGUGUCCCUGCCGGACUCCCUCUUAAUGAAACGACAUUUGCAGCCGUAGCCAAGAAACAGGGAUACAGCACAGCACUUAUCGGCAAAUGGCAUCAGGGUUUAAACAGCCGAUACCGAAGUGACCACAACCACCAUCCGUAUAAUUAUGGGUUUGAUUACUUCUAUGGCAUGCCAUUCAGUCUGUUUACGCCUUGCUGGCCAGACCCUUCACGGGACACAGAAUUAGCCAUCAGCUGCAGACUCUGGAUCUGUGUGCAGCUGCUCGCCGUGACCGCGUUAACCCUCACCUUCGGGAAACUCAGUUGCUGGUUCCGUGUCCCCUGGUUCGUCAUCCUCCUCAUGAUUCUUUUUACUUUUCUCCUGUGCUGUGUUUGGUACUACAGCUACACAUCUGGUCUGUAUUGGGACUGUAUCCUCAUGCGAGAGGAGGAGAUCACUGAGCAGCCCAUGAAAGCAGAAAGGGCUGGGUCCAUCAUGAUGAAAGAGGCCGUUUCAUUUUUAGAAAGGCACCGUGAAGAACCUUUCCUCCUGUUUUACUCCUUUCUUCAUGUUCACGUACCCUGCCCCACGAUGGAGAACUUCAUUGGCACCAGCAAGCACGGCUUAUAUGGGGACAAUGUACAGGAGAUGGACUUCUUUGUGGGCAAGCUUCUCGAUGCCAUUGACAAUUUGGGACUGAGAAAUCACACCGUCAUCUACUUCACAUCAGACCACGGAGGGCAAUUGGAGUCCAGGCUGGGCCAUGUCCAGCUAGGUGGAUGGAAUGGAAUCUACAAAGGUGGGAAAGGCAUGGGUGGCUGGGAAGGUGGGAUCCAUGUUCCUGGACUUCUCCGAUGGCCUGGAAAAUUACCAGCUGGAAAAGUCAUCGAGGAACCUACAAGCUUGAUGGAUAUUUUCCCAACUGUAGCAGCACUGACGGGAGGAACUGUCCCUCAGGACAGGGUGAUUGACGGCCAAAACCUUAUGCCUCUGCUUCAGGGUGCCGUCCAGCACUCAGAGCACGAGUUUCUCUUCCAUUACUGUGGUGUGUACCUCCAUGCCGCACGCUGGAACCCAAAGGAUAGCCAGGCAGUGUGGAAAGUUCAUUAUGUGACACCAGUGUUCCAGCCACCGGGAGCUCAGGCGUGUUAUGAGACCAAGCUCUGUGAAUGUUCGGGUGAAGGGGUCAGGUACCAUGACCCUCCUCUGCUCUUCGAUCUGUCCAGAGACCCGUCCGAGUCCACACCCCUGACAGGGGACACGGAGCCCCUCUAUGAGUUAGUGAUUAAGACGGUGGCCGACGCCGUGCAGGCACACAGAAAAACCAUCAUCCCGGUUCAGUUGCAGCUUGGGAAAGAACUGAAUGAGGACCGUGUAUGGCUGAAGCCCUGUUGUGGGGUGUUCCCGUUCUGCUUGUGUGACAAGGAGGGGAACACCUCAAAUCUGGGGCCCUAA